AUGACAAGACAUUCUUCCUUUUUCUGUGAUUGUCGUAAACAAUCGCACAAUAUGGAUCAAAAUUUCGACUCUAUUCGUAAAAAAAAAUUAGAAAGUAUGUACAAAUAUUUACUUGGCAUAGUGUUAGAGCAAGUAUCAGCGAAAACACAAUAUUGUGCAUUAGCUGAUUUUAGUGAAAUUAAAUAUAAAUCGAUCUUGGACGAUGUACUGAAUCGAAAUACCGUACAAAGUAUAAUGCAUGAAAGUAUAGCAUCAGAAAUACGUGUAUUGAUACCGAAAUUAGAAUAA
Molecule: messenger RNA, 288 nt
Organism: Rotaria socialis
Lineage: Eukaryota; Metazoa; Rotifera; Eurotatoria; Philodinida; Philodinidae
Source: the annotation of a GenBank genome assembly